Molecule: messenger RNA, 930 nt
Organism: Olea europaea var. sylvestris
Lineage: Eukaryota; Viridiplantae; Streptophyta; Magnoliopsida; Lamiales; Oleaceae
Product: GATA transcription factor 15-like
Exons: 3
Coding region: 310-699 (129 amino acids)
Biological process (GO): regulation of DNA-templated transcription
Molecular function (GO): sequence-specific DNA binding; zinc ion binding
Source: RefSeq, a predicted model, not a curated record
CUUCCCAUCAUAUUCUCGUAUAUAAUGCCCUAAAGUCUGCCCACAAAACAUACACAUAACCGCACACACAAUUUCUAUCUCUAGAACCUGUGAUCACCAAAAUCAGUACUGUUUUCUGUUCUCUCUCUAGACUUUUUGUGAAAUUUUUUGUGGCUUUUUAUUUUUUUUCUUUUGUUAAAGGUUUGAUUCCAUCGAAUAAAUUAUUGACACACACACCAAGAGUUAUACAGUACUGGUGCUUACACAAACUCCACACCUGUCAGUGUCUUUUUCUUGAUCUUUUUGAGUAGAAAUAAUCUGUUUGAUGAUAUGGAUCUGAAAGAAGAGAAGAAACCAGAAUCAAAGGAGAAAAACCCUUCAACCCAGAUUAAAACUUGUAGUUCAUGCCACACUACAAAAACUCCCCUUUGGAGAGGUGGCCCAUCCGGCCCUAAGUCAUUGUGUAAUGCUUGUGGGAUAAAGUACAAUAAGAAGAGAAGGCAGCUUCUGGGACUGGAAACUGCACGAACCGGAAAGAAAAAGAAAAGGAACAGCACCGAUAAAAGUAAUGAAAUUAGAGAGAUUUUGAAGAUGCGAUAUAGGGCAUUUGGAAGUGAUGUGAUGUUGCAGAGAUCAAGAAAACUGAUGAGCAAAUUGAGAGAAGAAGAGCAAGCGGCUAUAUUGUUGAUGAGUCUCUCCUGUGGCUCUGUCUCCGCUUAGUGCAGUUAGAAUAGAAAUCGUUGUUUAUGAUGGCACAAUUUUCUAGCAAUUGGGAAAUCUGAAAGCCAUAGGCAAAUUUACCCUGCCUACCCCUUUCCUCCCCUCCGGUUAUGUCCUUUUAGUUUCCUACUAAUUGAUUAUGUUAACCCUACUUUUAUUUUUCUCAGAUGAUUUAUGUAUGAUUUUAGAUUAUAAGUAUUUGAGGAGUAAUGACUAACAAUGAUUGUUUAA